Esox lucius (northern pike) is the source of this 5088-nucleotide messenger RNA. It is a transcript of the gene pik3cd, whose product is annotated as phosphatidylinositol-4,5-bisphosphate 3-kinase, catalytic subunit delta. Gene Ontology annotation, cellular component: phosphatidylinositol 3-kinase complex; cytoplasm; plasma membrane. The record is from RefSeq and is a predicted model, not a curated record. Gene Ontology annotation, biological process: phosphatidylinositol 3-kinase/protein kinase B signal transduction; phosphatidylinositol-mediated signaling; phosphatidylinositol-3-phosphate biosynthetic process. Gene Ontology annotation, molecular function: 1-phosphatidylinositol-3-kinase activity; 1-phosphatidylinositol-4-phosphate 3-kinase activity. The transcript has 23 exons. The coding region runs from base 322 to 3459 and encodes 1045 amino acids. NCBI's taxonomy places the organism in Eukaryota, Metazoa, Chordata, Actinopteri, Esociformes, Esocidae.
CUAGGAUGAUAAGACAAAGUGAAUGUCGUGCAGUGUGUGCACCUUGCCACUCCUCCUAACUACACACUGAAAGAGAUCCUCUUGCCUAGGAGCCUUUCAGAUAUUAUGCGAAUUGUGAAAAUGGUUGUGUCUGUUGUGUGGUGAAACAGGGAUAGGACGGCAAAUCAAUUUUUGUCUUUACAAUAUUUAACAAUGGAUGAAAAGAUUGAUCAUCAAUGGUAGAAGACGAAGAGAUGAGCAACUGGCAAGGCUUGUAGCAGAGCUGGGUUUCCUUCCCCAUGAUACAGCAGUGGAUCUGGCGGUAGAUGAGAGGUCGUCACCAUGCCCCCAGUGGAGUAUGGGAUGCUGGGUGAGUGGGAGAAGGAGGGUGACCUGGAGAUCAUGAUGGACUUCUUGCUGCCCACUGGGAUCUUCCUGAAGUUCUCUGUAUCUCACAACGACACCAUUGGGGCCAUCAAGAAAAUGGUGUGGAGUAAUGCCAGCAAUGAACCUCUCUAUGGAGCACUGAGUGACAUGGACGCUUAUGUGUUCACCUGCAUCAACUCGACAGCAGAACGUGAGGAGCUGGAGGAUGAGACCCGGCGUCUUUGUGACGUCAGGCCUUUCAUGCCGGUCCUUAGGCUGGUGGCCCGGGAGGGUGACCGCGUGGAGAAACUCACCAACACCCAGAUUAGCCUUCUGAUUGGCAAAGGUCUGCAUGAAUUUGACUCCCAGAAGAACCACGAGGUGAAUGAGUUCCGGGCCAAGAUGCGUUCCUUCUGUGAAGAAAGAGCCCUGGAACGCCAACAACUGCCAUGGUACCAGUGGAUGGAGUACAGCUUCCCAUGUGAAUUAGAGCCAUGUGUUUUACUGGCAGAGCCUGGAGGCAUUAAGACAAAAUGCAAGAAGAUUUUUGUCAAUGUAAAGUUUGAGGCCAGUGAUGAAAGCUUCAUGCUACAGCAUGAACCCCAGGACUUGCCGGUAACUCUGAUGCGGAGUGCCCUUAAGAAGAAGGCCACUGUGUUUCGUUCCGUGCAUCAGGAGAAACCUGAGGACUACACAUUACAAGUCAACGGGAGAUGGGAGUUUAUCUAUGGGAAAUACCCUCUGUGCCAGUUCAAAUAUAUCUUCUCCUGUAUGAGAGGAGGUCAAACCCCACACCUGACCAUGGUUCAUCAUACCACCAUUGUUAAAUAUCAGGAGGAGCAGGGCAGACUGGCCAGCCAGGUGUCGAGGUGUCGCUCCUUGUCCAAGCCUCCUCCUCUACCCCUGAAAAAGCAGAACACUUCCUCUUUGUGGUCCAUCGAAGAGCCUUUCAACAUUCACCUGAUACAAGGCAACCGAGUCAAUGCAGAUGAAGGAAUGAAGCUGAUGGUCCAGGCGGGUCUGUUCCAUGGUAGUGAGAUGCUGUGUAAGGUGGUGACCAGCGGGGAGGUCAACGUGUGCUCAGAGCCCCUGUGGGACCAGAAGUUGGUGUUCGACAUCAACGUGAGCGACCUGCCUCGUAUGAGCCGCCUGUGCUUUGCUCUCUAUGCCGUCAUCGAGAAGAACAAGAAGCCUCGCUCAACUAAAAAGAAGAACAAGAAAGCUGACUGUCCACUAGCCUGGGUUAAUACUAUGGUGUUUGACUAUAAGGAUCAGCUGAAGACUGGGGAGUUCUUACUUUCCACCUGGCCUUCAGUCCCUGAUGAUAAAGGCGACCUCUUGAAUCCAAUGGGUACCGUGGAGAAAAACCCCAACAUUGAUAGUGCACCAGGACUCCUCAUUCGCUUUCCCAAUAUCAGACCUUACCCCCUCUACUACCCCCCACUGGAGAAGAUGAGUGAACUAGAAAGAAAAGGAGAGAAGUUGAAAGCCACUAAAGAGGAGCACAUGAAGCUAAUGGAAAUAGUGGACAAUAAAAACUACACAGAGUUCUUUGAGGACGAUAAAGAGCUUCUAUGGAAUCUACGCGGUGUGGUGCGACAGCGCUACCCAGAGAGUCUGUCAAAACUUCUCCUCAUCACAAAAUGGAAUAAGCGUGAGGAUGUAGCGCAGAUGGUGGAUUUACUGCACAAAUGGCCAGAACUCCCUGCCCUCCAUGCCUUGGAGCUCUUGGACUACUGUUUCCCAGACCCAAGGGUCCGCUCUUUCACCAUUAGAUGCCUGAGGAAGCUGAGUGAUGAGGAGCUUCUGCAGUACUUGCUUCAGUUGGUUCAGGUUCUCAAGUAUGAGUCUUAUCUGGACUGUGACCUAACUACUUUCUUACUAGAGAGAGCCCUUGCCAACAAGAGGAUUGGCCACUUCCUCUUCUGGCAUCUCAGAUCAGAAAUGCACGUAUCCUCAGUCAGUCUGCGCUUCGGCCUGAUUUUAGAGGCGUACUGCAGGGGCAACAUCUGUCACAUCAAGAGCUUAUGGAAACAGAAUGAGGCUCUGAACAAGAUGAAGGCUGUGAAUGAUUUUGUAAAGUCAGGAUGGCAGAAGACGUCACGCCAGCAGAUGACAGAUGACAUGAAGUUGUGCAUCAAACAGGAGGCCUACAUCUGGGCCCUCUCAAACCUGCUCUCCCCGCUAAACCCAAGCAUCAUUCUCUCUGAAAUCUGUGCGGACAGAUGCAAAUUCAUGGACUCCAAGAUGAAGCCCCUGUGGCUCAUGUACAAGAACAAGUGUGUCCAAGGGGAGGCUGCAGGGAUAAUCUUCAAGAAUGGAGAUGAUCUCCGACAAGACAUGUUGACCCUACAAAUGAUCCAGCUGAUGGAAAACCUUUGGAAGAAAGAGGGUCUGGACCUCAGGAUGAUCCCCUAUGGCUGCCUCUCCACCGGAAACAAGACGGGCCUAAUCGAGGUGGUGAAGAAUUCAGAGACCAUUGCAAACAUCCAGCGCAACAACAGUAACAGUGCUGCCACUGCUGCCUUCAACAAAGAUGCCCUGCUCAACUGGCUUAAAUCCAAGAACCCAGAAGAUAAACUUGAUAAUGCUAUUGAAGAAUUCACUUUAUCCUGUGCUGGCUACUGUGUAGCCACUUAUGUGUUGGGUAUCGGAGAUCGCCACAACGACAAUAUCAUGAUCAAGGAGACUGGGCAGCUGUUCCACAUUGACUUUGGGCACUUUCUGGGGAACUUCAAGAGCAAAUUUGGGAUCAACAGGGAACGUGUGCCUUUUAUUCUGACUUACGACUUUGUCCACGUCAUCCAACAAGGGAGGACCAACAACAGUGAGAAGUUUGAAAGGUUUAGGGCGUACUGUGAGCAGGCCUACAAGAUUUUAUGUCGCAACGGGACUCUGUUUGUAAACCUGUUUGCAAUGAUGAAAGCAGCCGGAUUGCCUGAGCUAAGCUCCUUUAAGGAUAUCCAGUACUUAAAGGACUCAUUAGCUUUGGGGAAAUCAGAGGAAGAAGCACUGAAGAAUUUCAAAGUGAAGUUUAACGAAGCUCUGAGGGAGAGCUGGAAGACCAAAGUGAACUGGAUGAUGCACUCUCUAGCCAAAGAUAGCAGACUUUAAAUAAAAGUCAAUGCCUGAACAUUCCAAAGCUUAACACCCCUGAUUUUACUAACUGAGUGUUCAGCUUAUGGAGGCAAAUGGAAUAAAAAUAUACAGGAGACAUUGUCUUAAAUUGACUCAAUGAAGCAUUCAACAAUGUUCUUAGAUGUUUACAACUGCUAUGUAUUCCGGCUUAUGAACUGAUGACAAACUGUACAUGUUGCAUUUGUGAACAGCCACAUUUUGUAAAGAGUAAUUAACAUUGUUACUAUAUCAUACAGCAUUGAAUAUAUAAAUGCAAUUUGCAUCCAUUUAAGGUCAACCAGAUCUUAAAUGGAUUGCAUAACCAUUUGUUGGACUUUCACAUUUUGUUGUGUUACAAAGUGUGAAAGAUAUUCAGUUGAACAACUGCCCCAAAAUAUUUGUCAAAUAAAAAAAAACUUUAAUAACAUUAAUAGAAAAUAAAACACUAAUAUAUUUUAAUUUACUAUCCUCAGUCAGUACACAUUAGAAACAUUUUGGUCAGGGACUGAAUUGUGUUUUCUUAGGUAAGUCUCUAAGAGCUCUAGUGAUAUUUGAUGCUUUUGAAAUAUUGCCAUACAUCAAAACUGUAACCAGUCUAACCACUCAGAAACAUGCCUUCUCUUGGAUUUUUCCUGUGCUUAUCUGCAAAUCAGUUCUUUUUAUCAGAAAAACACUCCAGUCUUUAUCGAAGUAAUGCACUCAAACACCAUGAUGCAGCCAGCACUAAGUUUUUGAUUUGUCUCAAAUGUACAGCUUUGCAUUUAAGCCAAAGUGUGUUCCUUUCGCACGUUUUAUAUUCUUCUCAGUAAUUCAAUGCUUUAUUGCAUAUAGGAUGCAUGCUUUCUUUUUAUUUAUUGUUCCUCUAUAGUAUUUGUUUGUGUUUAUUUAACUUAAUGUGGUAGCACGGUCCUCACAACAAUUGAACUCUGUUGCUGUUUUAAAAUCACCAAUGGCUUAACAAUUACAUUCUUUAAGCGAGCCACAUGCUUACUUGUCUUCCCGAAGCUCAGUGGGACAACCAAAUCUUUGAUGUGCCUGGUUGUUUUUUGGUAUCCCAUACUCCAGUUACUGCAAUUCUUUGAGACAUCUGUUUGUUGUUUUCAAUCUGUGCUAGAAAUUCAAUAUUUAGAUUUUUAUGUAUGGACAGAGAAAGGGGUCAUAAUUUAACAAUGCAUGUAAAUUAAUCUUGUUUCCCAAAGAGUAUGCUCAUGUAACUUAUGUGGUUUUGGAAUGUUACAUUUUCCUAAAGAAAGUAGGUAAAUAAUUAUAUUUUAAUUAUUAUUUUUUAUUAUUCAGAAAUGUGUCUUUAUUUUCACUUUUACAUUGUUGAAUAUUUUGUGUAGAUAAAUGGCAAACAAACUGUUAAAUACAUUUCAAUCUCAGUUUGUAACACAACAAAUGUGAAAAGGUGCAAAUGGAUUAUUAAAUAUGCAAUCCACUGUGACCGAACAUGAAUAACUAACAGUGUGACAAUAAUCACAAACCAUGUUUAACUUGUUUGCAUUGAUUAUGCUAAAAUGUCUAGGCCAGAGAGAGUACAAAAGAAACACCUCAAAAGUGUCAUGUAUUUUAUAUUAAUGGUUUUAUAUGUUUUAUUUUGAUUGUUUUUAUUGAAAUAUAUAUUCU